CAUUGCAUUCUGUCAAUGGAUAUUGAAUUUUUUCAUUGUUUCAUUGGUAAUAAGUGCAUCGAUAAAGUGUUACAGUGUAAUGGUAUUACAGAUUGUCCUGAUGGAUCAGACGAAAAAGAAUGUGGUCAUGAUUGUUCAGAAAAGGAGUUUAGGUGUGACGAUGGUACUUGCAUUGAUAAGUCAUUCCAUUGUGAUCAAGAGUUUGACUGUAAAGAUCAAAGUGAUGAGAUUGGCUGUGAUACUAAAAUUCACCGUAAGGAAACUAAACAUGAAAAACCGGAAUCAAAAUCUGUGGCUUUUCAACUACAAAUCAAUAUUCAACAGUGUCUAAUAACGUCAAUCACCAUGAAAGGAGAAAACACAUCGUGUAAACGUCAUUCACCAUUUUUCACUAUUAACCAUUGUUUAUUAACAUUUUUGGUCAUUAUUUUAUCCAUCAAUCGUUCCCAUGCUUUUCGGUUCUGGUGGGCUGGAUCAGAGCCUGUCACUUUCAUCACUCAGCCACCAGAAGAUAUGACAUCUCCUACUGGUGAAUAUUACACUCCACCUCCAUUUGAUUUUUCUACAGUUAACAGACCCCAAAAAGUUAUCUGGUCCACUGAACUUCCUGAAAUUUUUCACACAAGGCCACCUUAUCUCACUGUGACACCAGAAGGAGCUCAAAAGAUAUUCGAAGUUUCUGGUGAAUUAGUUUCUUUGAAAGAUGAUACCACUAGACCAUCAGUGAAUCAUUGGCCUACUUAUCCACCUUUUACCACUGACAAGGCACCAGAGGAAAAUACACAGAUAUUUGGAGAUGCUGGCAGAAGCAAUGAGUCUCCUCCUGAAGCUGUUACCGAUAAGCGAACACAAGAAAAUCGCUCACAAUUUGUAAAUCGUUAUUCUAAAUGGUCUAAAGCUCUGAUUUCUAAUGACACUUUCACAGCUUUUCCCACUGAGACAACCGCAGAAAAUCGUGAGAUAUUCAGCGAUUCAUCUACUGAAGACGUUACUGAUAUGCCACCCAAAGAUUUGAUCUGGUUACCUGGAAGAUUAACUACUACCAGCACUGCUGAAUCUACAGUUCAAUCGCAAUUCUCUUAUGACGUUUUGCUGCCAACUUCAACAGAAGAUGAUUCAAAGAUAUUUGAAGAUGUUACCCCUGAACCUUCAGUAGAGAAUCCCUGGCCAACUGUGAACUGUCAUGCCGAUGAAUUUAGUUGUCUCUCGAAAAGGUUGUGUAUUAGACCGCAUUUGGUUUGUGAUGGAAUCAAUGAUUGUGAUGAUGAAUCAGAUGAGAUUUCAUGUCCAAUAAUUGAUCCAGCGCAUGAUUGUAGGAAUGGCGAAUGUCCUCGGUCAUUCGAACGUGACCCAAGUCCACCUCGAUGUGAUAAAUGGGAAUGGAAAAAUAUAGCAUGCAAACAUCACAAAGGAAAAGUACCUUUGAUCAUCUUUUCCACACUGAAUACCUUGUAUGAGGCUAAUUUACCAGAAGACCGUGCAAAAAUACAUGUAAACAAGUCACUUCAAUUUGAUUUGAGUGGAAUAAGUGCUUUUGAUUACGAUAAUUUCGACGAUCUUUUAAUUUGGUUAGAUAAGGGUGCAAACAAGAUAUUUCGGGCAGCAUUUCUUCAAAGAUUUUUUAAGAUGGUAAUAAGCUUUAACGGAAUUAAAAUUAAUUCUGCAAUCCUCGAACGCGACGUAUAUGCUCAUGGGGCUUAUAAAGUUCAUGUAUUUGUUUAUGAUUGGAUGAAAAAAGCUAUAAUCUGGAUUGAUGACUAUGAAAUCAGAUCAAAAAAAUUUCUGAGAGUUUGGUACGAGAGUCCGACUGAACUUUACCGUACUUUGGAUCCUUCUUAUGAUAGACCUGGAUCUAUCACUAUCGAUGUCAAGAAACGUUGCAUCUUUUGGACAAAUAUUGGUGCCAAUCCAAACAGACCUUUUGGUUUUACUAAGUACAUUGAGCGAAUCGAUAUGAGUGAUGAACCUAGAACCGAAAAAAUCGUUGAAUCGAACAUCUUUCGGCCAGUUGGUUUAGCCGUUGACACUAAAAACACCAAAGUCUAUUGGAUUGAUGGCUUAUAUGGCACGUUGGAAUCGAUCGGAUAUGAUGGAACCAAUCGCAUCAUUCUGUAUAGAUCUUUGCCCUUCAUGGAUGAACUCAUAUCAAUGGACAUAUUUACAAAUUAUUUGUACUUCACUGACAAGGCAAACAGUACAAUCCAACGUGUCAAUAUAAACAAUGCAGUCAAAAAAGUUGAUACAUUGGUAUCGGCACCUAAUGGUCUACCUACAUGCGUUAGAAUAAUUGACCCGAGUGAACAAUCUUUGUAUUAUUUCGGCAAUAAUAAAGUAGUGACGACAUAUCGUUUCUGGCGAUCAAUAGUGUAUGAACCUUGUCCCGGUGAGUUUGAGUGCCAUUCGCAAAGGUUAUGUGUUAGAUACGAUUUGCUUUGUGAUGGAAUCAAUGAUUGUGAUGACGGCUCAGAUGAGCUUACUGUAUGUGAAGGUAUACCGCAAAUUUUAAAAGCAGAUUUUAUUUGCGGGAAUGGUGAAUGUCCUCGGUUAAACGAUCUUGACCCAAGUCCAUCUCGCUGUGGUCAAGGAGAUUUUAGAAAUGCAGCAUGUAGACAUCACAAAGGAAAACCUUUGAUCGCCUUUUCCACAACGAAUGCCUUGUAUGAGACUAGGUUACCAGAACGUCGUGAAAAAAUACAUGUAAACAAGUCACUUCAAUUUGAUUUGAGUGGAAUACGUGCUUUUGAUUACGAUAAUUUCGACGAUCUUUUAAUUUGGUUAGAUAAGAGUUUAGACAAGAUAUUUUGGGGAAAAUUCAAUCAGACUGAUAAAGUUGAAAUGCUUGGGUGUCAAGUAUCUGUUAAUAAGACAUAUAUGAUUCAUGAUUUCGCUUAUGAUUGGAAGAACCAAGCUAUAAUCUGGAUAGAUAGAUAUGGAAUCAGAUCAAAAAGAUUGUAUCAUGAGAUGGAGCAACCUAAACUUUACCGUACUUUGGAUCCUAAUUAUGAUUACCCUGGAUGUAUCACUAUCGAUGCCAAGAGACGUUUAAUCUUUUGGACAAGUAGCGAUACCGAUCCAGGCAGAUCUAUUGAUUAUCCUAAGUUCAUCGAGCGAAUCGAUAUAAGUGGUGAACCGAAAACCCAAAAAAUUGUUGAAACGAACAUCUUUGAUCCAGUUGGCUUAGCCCUCGACACUAGACAAAAAAAAGUCUAUUGGUUGGAUAGUGUAUUUGGUACGAUGGAAUCGGCCGGAUAUGAUGGAACCAAUCGUAUCAUUUUGUAUAAAUCUUUUCCCUUCAUGGGUGCACGCAUAUCAAUGGACAUAUUUUCAAAUUAUUUGUACUUCACUGAUAAGGAAAACGGUAAAAUCCAUCGAAUCAAUAUAAACAGUGCAGUCAGUAAAGUUGAUACAUUGAUAUCGAAAUGUGAUGGAACAUCUGAUUGUAAAGAUGGUUCCGAUAAAAAAUGUUUGCAUCAUGAAUGUGAUAAAAAGUUAUUUAAAUGUACAAAUGGUAAAUGUAUUCCCAAAAAUUGGCUUUGUGAUUCAGAAGAUGAUUGCAGUGACAAAUCGGACGAAGUAAACUGUAAAAUCACAUGUCCACCUUCCAAGUUUUGUCUAAUAACAUCAAUCACCAUGAAAGGAGAAAGCAAAUCAUGGAAACGUUAUUCAUCAUGUGACACCAUAAAUCAUUGUUUAUUAACAUUUUUGAUCGUUAUUUCAUGUGUCAAUUAUUCUCAUGGUUUUGGGCAUUGGGAGCCUAGUGUCAGGGCUAGAGUUUCUAAAGACCACCAAGAGCCACCAGAAGAGAUAUUUGAAGAUGCUGCUAGAGAGUUUCUUCCUCGAGAUGAUACCAAUAAGCCGUCACGAGAGAAGUUCCAGUCAACUUUGCUUCGUGAGACGUCAGCUAAAAGCUCACAAAAAGCUGUCCAGUAUCCUCAUGAAAGAUCUUCACGGCUUACUGAAUUUGAUACUUUGCCAGUCUAUAACGACGCUCUCAAGACACCAGAGGAUAAUUGUCUGAGAACUGUAGAUGAUGGAAUUGCUCCAAACUAUGCCUCCGGUUGGUCAUCAGUACAGAAUGUUUGGCCAACUGUUAACUGUGAUGUCAGUGAGUUUAGUUGCCACUCCAAAAGGUUGUGUAUUAAACCGCAUUUGGUUUGUGAUGGAAUCAAUGAUUGUGAUGAUGGAUCAGAUGAGUUUGAAUGUGAAAGUGCAACUCAAACUAUUAGUCCAGAUUUAAUUUGCGUGAAUGAUGAAUGUCCUAGGUCAUACAAACGUAACCCAAGUCCACCUCAAUGUACUGAAUGGGAUCCUAGAAAUGUAGCAUGUAGACAUCACAAAGGAAAUGUACCUUUGGUCGUCUUUUCCACAUUGAAUGCCUUGUAUGAGACUAGUUUACCAGAGGAUCGUUCAAAAAUACAUUUAAACAAGACACUUCAACUAAAUCAGACUGGAAUAAAAGCUUUUGAUUACGAAAAUGUCGACGAUGCUGUGAUUUGGUUAGAUACGAGUGAAAACAAGAUAUUUAUCGCAAAAUUUUGGCAAAACUACUUAUUUAAAGACUCAAGCAAAAUUGGUAAUAUUGAAAUCCAUGAGCGUCGAGUGGCUGUUAAUGGGACACAUAAAAUUCAUGGAUUUGUUUAUGAUUGGAUGAACGUCGCUUCAAUCUGGAUUGAUGAUUAUGGAAUCAGAUCAAAAAAAAUUCGGAAAUUUUUCGUUGUGAUGGAUAAAACUAAACUUUACCGUACUUUGGAUCCUUCUUUUGAUAGACCUGGAUCUAUCACUAUCGAUGUCAAGAAACGUUUCAUCUUUUGGACAAAUAUUGGUGCCGAUCCAAACAGACCUUUUGAUUUUCCUGUGUACAUCGAGCGAAUCGAUAUAAGUGGUGAACCUAGAGCCCAAAAAAUAGUUGAAACGAACAUCUUGCGUCCAGUUGGUUUAGCCAUUGAUGCUAAAAACACCAAAGUCUAUUGGAUUGAUGGUUUAUAUGGUACAUUGGAAUCGGUCGGAUAUGAUGGAACCAAUCGUAUCACUUUGUAUGAAUCUUUGCCCUUCAUAGAUGAACUUAUAUCAAUGGACAUAUUUUCAAAUUAUUUGUACUUCACUGAUAAGGCAAACAGUACAAUCCAACGUAUCAAUAUAAACAAUGCAGUCAAAAAAGUUGAUACAUUGAUAUCUGUACCUAAUAGGCCACCUACAUGGGUUAAAAUAAUUGAUCCGAGUGUACAAUUUUCGACUUAUUUUCCGAUCUAAAAGUAUCGACGAUCGGCGAUUUAAGAUUUAGAUGAUAUAAGUUCAGCUAAUGGACCCUAAUUUACUCUAUAUAAUGACCUUUCUCUGUCCAGUUCAAAGGGAUUUGAUCGAUGUAUGCAAAAGACUAAUUAAAAAUAAAAUUUUUUGUUCAAAUAAA
Messenger RNA from Tetranychus urticae (two-spotted spider mite), 5407 nucleotides. Lineage: Eukaryota; Metazoa; Arthropoda; Arachnida; Trombidiformes; Tetranychidae. The record is from RefSeq and is a predicted model, not a curated record.